AGACGACGUACGGGGGGGGGGGGGGGGAGAGACAGGCGGACGGGCGGGAGGGCGAGCGGCGUCAGCGGAGGCGCUGGGAGCGGCCCGGGCUUUUGACGGCGGCGGAGGCGGCUGGGAGAGGAGAGCCCGAGAGCGCGGACCCAUGGCGCAGAGGUACGAUGAGCUGGGCCAUUACGGCGGCAUGGACGGGGUCGGGGUGCCGGCCUCCAUGUACGGGGACCCGCACGCGCCGAGGCCCAUGCAGCCCGUGCAUCACCUGAACCACGGGCCGCCUCUGCACGGCCACCAGUACCCGCACCCCGCGCACGCGGGCGUCAUGUCAGCCGGAAUGGGCUCGCCCGUCAACGAUGCGCUCAAGAGGGACAAGGACUCCAUUUACGGACAUCCGCUGUUCCCGCUGCUGGCCCUCGUGUUUGAGAAGUGCGAGUUGGCGACAUGCACCCCGAGGGAGCCAGGAGUCGCGGGGGGCGACGUUUGCUCUUCCGACUCCUUCAACGAGGAUCUGGCCGUGUUCGCCAAGCAGGUCCGAGCGGACAGCCCCUUCUACACCUCGAACCCGGAGCUCGACAAUCUGAUGAUCCAGUCAAUUCAAGUGUUAAGAUUUCACUUACUCGAGUUGGAAAAGGUUCACGAACUCUGCGACAACUUCUGCCACCGGUACAUCAGCUGCCUCAAGGGCAAGAUGCCCAUAGACCUGGUCAUCGACGACCGGGACGAGAGCAGCACCAAGGGAGACGACGACGUCUCGCGGCCCUCCUCCAGCAACCUGGUGGAGCAGAUGGCCCCGAACCCGUCGCUGUGGAACCGGGACCACGAUGACGUCCUCUCCACGCACUCCGGCGGAACUCCGGGGCCCUCGAGCGGCGGACUCGCCUCGCAGAGCGGCGACAACAGCAGCGAGCAAGGGGACGGCCUCGACAACAGCGCGGCCUCCGAGGGGGGCGACGACGACGACCUGGACAAGGACCGGAAACGGGACAAAAAGCGGGGGAUCUUCCCCAAGGUGGCCACCAACAUCAUGCGGGCCUGGCUCUUCCAGCACCUGACGCACCCGUACCCGUCGGAAGAACAGAAAAAGCAGCUGGCGCAAGACACUGGAUUGUCCAUCCUUCAAGUCAACAACUGGUUUAUCAACGCCAGGCGAAGGAUAGUUCAGCCUAUGAUUGACCAGUCGAAUCGAACAGCUCAAGGCUCGGGGUACAGCCCUGACGGGCAGCACUUGGGAGGGUUUGUAAUGGACGGGCAGCAGCACAUGGGCCUCCAUCCGCCUGCAGGGCCCAUGGCUGGCAUGGGCAUGGGCAUGGAGGGCCAGUGGCAUUACAUGUGACUUCAGCAGUCGGGUCGUGCAAGGUCAAUGGAGGUUACUUCAGAAUCUGGGAUUUUCCACCGAACAUCGAUUACCAACAAUUUCCUUACGUGUAUUCAAAAUAUGUUAUAGCUAUACCUAAGUCAGCAAACCCCUUAAAAAAAGAAAAAAACUGUAAAAAAAAGAGAGAAUUUUUUUUUUGCUGUAAAUAUUAUUUAAAAUUGAUCAAUGUUACUGUAUAGGCACUGCAAAUGCAUUGAGCGAACCGGGUUUGCUAUGCGAAUUUUCAACCACGGCAAGACCUCGAGGAAACAGCGGCGACACGUAACAGCGAGGCACGCUCACCUACGGAGCGACUCGGCACUUUGACAGCCCCACACCUCCGUGUCACUUUCACACAGCUCUCGGGAGAGUCUGCGGAGAAAUUCCAGGUUCUGAAGUGACCUUCUGAAGAAACCAUGCCGUCAUAGAUCUCGACGACCCACUGCCCCACAAAAGGACCUUGCCCAAGUAAAACACGACGAACCCUCAAGGGAUUAAUAUGCGACACUCUAUUUAAAAGGGACCAGCAACAGCAGGAUGGCCAAUUUGCCGUUUGUAUUAUUUAUAAAUGAAGAGACAGUGAAAACACUAUAAAUAUAUGCUUACUGGCAUGCAAGAGACAGUUUUUAGUUUUUUUUUUCCUUUUCGUGUGUCCUUAAACAAAAAAAAUGAAACUACCGUUUGCAAUGCGUGGCAUGCCUAUGAGAAAUGUUCCACCGACUGUGACAACACCUGCUUCUACUGUUUCGAGUUGAUUCUCCUUUUUGCUCCGGUUUUCGGAAGACCACGCCACACACAACUGUUCUCGCAACAGGGUACUCAAGCAACAACAAACGGAGAAGAAGGAGACGUUGAAGGAGACUUAAAACAAAGGGAAAGCCAGAUCGUGGAGAGAAUCGCCGUUGUGAUAUUCCUCUUCUGCCGACGACGAUCCUUGUUCCCAGGGUCGUUGUGUGGAGGGCCGGAUUUUCUCAGCUGUGACGUCAAUCAAGCAAUAUGUGUGGCCCCCUGCCCGUUAAGUUCUUCCUAAAAAAAAAACUCCGGCUCAUUGAGAAGAAGCUUUUUGUUUUAUCUCCGCAAAUGGCCCCAGGAAUGGGAAAUAUUUCACCUUGGCUGUUUUAUUUUUGCCAGCAAGUGCAAACCACCGUAAUGUCCGAGACUGAGCUUGAUGUUUUGUACUUUUGUUUGUUUGUUGUUGUUGUUGUUUAUUAUUUCCGUGCGUCCGUUGUCUGCACACAUUUUACGAAGUUCCAGAGGCUGUAGCUUGAUUUAAGGAAGAAGUUGGAACAUUCCGGGAUUGCAACUAGUGCAGAGUGUGGGUCUCAAUAACAUUGCAUGCCUGUUGUCGUUUGUGAACAAAUAAAGUAAAAGAAUUAAUAAUAAAAAAUUAACAAACACAUUAAAAAACAAUGUUAUGCACUAGCAGCCUUGGCUUGCUUCUGUAGUUUCCGAAAUAACCCGAGGAUAUCUUCUAAAGAAUACCCUCCACGGACGGUACUGUUGUAUUUAAUACUGACGAGGGAGACUUUUUUUUUUCUGCGAAUGUGUUCACCUCCAUGGCUUUGCUGUGUUCGAUUGCUGUUACGUGUGCACCUUUUAGUCAAGGUACUUUUUGCAAGGUCGCGCGUACCCUUUACGAAGGUACUCGGGAUUCCAUUCUGCUCUCGAUCGCUCUGGAAAGUGCUCGGUUUAUCCUCCCCCCCCCCUCUCUGUGCACUAGGCCGGGCCGAAUCCUUCCCCGUAUUCCUCGUGGAAGAGUCCGCUCCAAAGGGACGGUGUAAUUGGCAGUCGGAAAGAGGCGGUUUGUUACGGUGUGGUAGUAGGCAGCGCAUAAAAAAAAUUAAACGGUUUGAAAUCUGUUGAGGAAUUGCUACGAAAAUAAGUCAACAAAUCUCUGCCCCCCCCCCACCUUCCUUGUGUUUUUCAGAGACUUAAUUGACGUGCAGUGACUGCUAUAUGUAUGCACUGUCAUAGGCUAAUUCAUGAGUGUCGCGCGCACACACACGCAACAUGUUUUCUUUCAUGCGCCGUUCUUUCCAUUUUAGGAAUUUUUCAAGACGUGAGUGAUGCCCUCCCCUCCCCCCCCCCCCUUUUUUUGUUGUUGUUUGGAUCCCGAAAGAGAAAUCCCUGACAUUCCACUGCAAGUUUAAAAUGUUUAUCAGAAGCUCACGUGUAAGCAAGUGUGAGGGACAUUUUUAUACUUAAUGUUGUACAGUCAAUAAAAAGUCUUUGAUCUUUUAA
Molecule: messenger RNA, 3589 nt
Organism: Petromyzon marinus (sea lamprey)
Lineage: Eukaryota; Metazoa; Chordata; Hyperoartia; Petromyzontiformes; Petromyzontidae
Product: homeobox protein Meis1-like
Biological process (GO): regulation of DNA-templated transcription
Molecular function (GO): DNA binding
Source: RefSeq, a predicted model, not a curated record